ACCAUACUCAGGUUUUCAGCGCGAUGUUUGACUUUGUCUUUGACAAGAUUAAUUUCAAGAAAGGGCAAGAAAGUUUACGGAACAAUACUGCAAAUUUGGCACCUUGCUCAGUUAUAACCCGGACUACAUGCAUCGAGUGCAUUUUAAGCCCAAGUCAUCAAACACCCUUCAUGAGAUAUUAAAGGCAUGGCAAGAUAAACCAAGAGAAAGCAGGAAGUCGGGAAGGAAAGAAUUAAAAGAGUCCAUUCGAAAUCUGCUUGACGAUCAUCACAAUUUCGGGGAACUUCUUCAAGAGGUCCAGGGCCUCCAGACAAAGAGAUCAGAUGGGGUUUCCAGUGGUAACAACCAGCACCUAGACACCAUCUCAUCAGCUUCCUCUAUCAGUUCUAUGAACCAGAUCAACAAUGUGGAGUGCACAGAUAUCAAGAAUUUCACUUUAGAAGUCGAUUCAAUUACAUCAUGCCUGGAGCAUCAAGCUAGCUUGACUGGUGUUCCCAUCUCUCGACUAGCUUCCAAGAAAUGUGCCACACUACUCACUGAGAACACGAUCAUAAACCAGACACAGUUACAAGAUCAGGAACCAGUCUUGCCAUAUCUCAACUCAGAUUAUAAGAGAAAGAUUGACCUUGUAGUAAGUCUGAUGAAAAUAUUGGAUACUGCACAUAACUUUCACAGAGGGCAGUUCAUUGAAGCACUAAGCGCACAGAUUCAGAGCACUAAUACCAGGUUUCCACCGUGGCUAUUGUGGCAUCUCGAUAGGGAAUCUAUCAUGACCUUUGACCUUUUUGUGACCGCUAACCUUGACCAUCCAACAAUCCUGCAUCAUGUGGCAGUAGACCUUGCCAAUUUGAUGACAGGAACUUGGCAAAGAGAAGGGAACACCCGUGAGGUGUCACGACAAGUCUUCAUUGACACUCUCAUACACUUGAUCCUCAUUGCAUAUCCAGGCAAAGAUGCUUCAUUGGCAGGGGACUCUACUACUCAGUCUGUGAAAGGAAUGUUGGACACGGUACUUGCAAAAUUGAUUGAAACAGGCCAUGAAAGGGAUGCAGGGAUCGACAGUCAUGAUUGCUUGCUACCGAUGAAAAGGAUACAGGGGCGUAUCUCGAAAGAAUCCUGCCAACAGUUUUCUCUCCAUCAUAUCACCCAACUUUUGUGCCACAAUCCAGCCUUUUCAGUUACAGAUGCCAUUAGUAAGCAGCAUGAGUGGAGUUUUGCCAAGGCAUCCCCUUGUAUUCUUGGUUUGUUCAGACAGUUAUUAAUAGCACUACAAGAAACUGAUGCUGUGGGACUACUGAGAAGAGUCUUGGACCAAGAGGAAGUAAAUUGGCAGUCAACUCUAGUCUACACUUCAAUGAUUGUAAUAUAUUAUCCAUUGGCUCAGCAGUUAGUCAAAGAGUGCAUAUCUGAUUUUAUUGAGCAAGCUUUCGAGAGCUAUGAGGAAGAUCUCCUUAUAUGUGCCUUCCUAUUGGUCAGACAGGCAGCCAAUGAGGGCCCUCACGUCUUCCCUUCAUAUGCCUCAUGGUUCAAGGAGACAUUUUCCUCUUCCUCUACCUUGGUUCACAAGAAGUCUUUUUUGUUUAUCACAGAGUUUCUUACCAAGCUUGUGCCUUAUGAAUCUGCUGUAUGUCUUAGGGCUCAUGUGCAGAACCCACCUGCCGCUCCUUCCAAAUGCCAAGAGGUUCUCAGGGAUUACAUGCUCCUGGCAAAGACGAGGCUCUCUGAUCUCAAUGAAUCUUGGCAGGAUAGUGUAUUCCCAGGAGCAAACAAACAACCGACAGCUUCGAGAAGCGCAAGGCCUCAAGACCAAGCCAAGUGUGAUGUAGAGAUAGCUGUCGAAUCCUAUGAAAAGAACAACAGAAUCCCUACAAAUGUCUUAGAAGCAAGUAUUUUCCGCAGACCUUAUUAUGUGACUCAUUUCCUUCCGGCUCUGCUUACCCCAAGGAUGUUGCCCGACAUUGCAGAUGCAAAGAUGAAAUUGAUAGAAUCUCUUAAAAAUGCCAACAAGCUUCCCAUUGCCCUGUACCAGCAGUAUGAAGAGGCCUGUGCCAAGGAACUCAAUGAAUUACUUGAUGGUGCUUUCUCUGAAGACGUGAUGGAGGAUUGUCUUGAACCUCUAGAAGCCCUUAAAGCUGGUCUUGAUAAACUCAAAGGAAUCGUAGUCAAACUUCAAACAUCUCAGAGGAAUGAUGCAACUCUGCAGGGUGAGAUGACUGCUGAAGUGAGUCUCCUGUCAGACAAGAUAGCUACAUCUCUGGGUCUAGAUGGUCCACCCUCACAUGAACUCAGUGAGGUAUCAACCGUCAAUAUCAACGACGUCAAACCAACCACUUUGCACAAAGAGGUUGCAGGAAUAGUAUUUGAUGCUUUAAGCAACAUCUGCAAAGAAGCUGGUUUGAUAAGGCUUAAACAUGAAGGGGUUGCUAUGGGAACCGUUCAGAUAAUAUGGGCUCAUCAGUUGAUCGCCAUGCUAAGUAGAUUCACAGAAUUGUGUGCUGCCCUCUAUCAACGGAUCUGGAUGAUGUUCUGUCAGCAAAUGCAGUCCAAGCCUGAGGAUGUCAUAGUUGGUGCUGCUUGUUUCCUGUUAUACACACAUACAAUGAGAUCUAAGUUCCCAACUGUGAGGGCAAUCACUUCAUCUGAUACCAAAAUGCCUUGUAGUCUUUUAGAAGCCCUCAGCUCUGAAUUAUCUCUCAGUACAUCACAACAAAUGUUAUCGGCUGCAAGAUUGACAUCAUCACUACUCCACCUCUCUCUCUGCAUCUCUGCCAAUGACACGAAGGUUGAAACCAUCCUGCCUCUCCUUGUUAUAGAAAAGUUUUGUUUCCUCAUCCCAAGACUGUGUCCAGACAUAAGAACAGAGGAUUGUAACAUGCAAGAUAACUCCCAUGAUGCAUUGCAGGAUGAUACGUUACUUGCCAUUGGAAGAACAAUCAUGUCAUCCCCUGCGUUCAGGAAGAUGCUUCCAGAAUCCAAGCUUUCUUUUUCUCAGUGGAUUUCUUACGAGCUGGAGAUUAGCCCACAUGAAGAUACGUUGAUGGAUCUAGAGAGACAUGACUACCACCAGUGGGCCAUCCUCUGUUACUACUUACCCCUCCCCAAGGCCCAGGGGGGAUGUGAAGGGGGUCACUAUCCUGCCGUACAAACCCUCAUCAAUGGUCUGAUGGACUAUGAGGCCCAUAGUGACCACCAGAGAGUGACCAAUGGGGAUGAUGGAGUGGACGAUAGCAAGGAAAUAGAUAGUCAUCAUCAUAGAUAUCACGGUGGACAUUCGACUUGGAGAGAACUGCUACAAUCAUUACAGGAGCUUAUUUCAUUGGUUGAUGUCAGUCAGGUGGACAGUCAGAUGUCAGGUGAUAUCGAGAAGUCACAUGAUCCGUGGUUGCUAAGAAUGUUUCAUCAACGUGAAGCCAAGAUGAAGACGAAUCCUGAUGAAGCACCUUCUCAUUCCUGUUUCUCAAAAGAAGCAAUUGAAAUUCAAGCGUUUAUGAGGAUUACUUGCUGCUUGCCACCUUACCUUCUCUUUACCUCACACCCUGAGUCAAGUCCCAGGCAGAAGGACCUUGAGGCGCUCUCUAAUUUUAUUGGAACAAAACUGAGAAAUAAUUGUAUGGAAACAUGGGGCAGCUUAUCCUAUCUUCUAACAGCUCAUCUUGUCAAGGGAGUAGUGAUGUGUUGCCAGAGUAGCGGAGAUUCCUUCCUGCACCCCUUUCUCCUAUCCACACCUCUCCUCUUGGGAUCUACUGCGGUUCAUUGGAGAAGAAUCAGGCCCUUCAUUUUGCAAGCCUACAGACAGGGACCUAUCCCCACCAUCUUUCAGAACAUCCAGGAUCUAUACACAGCAGCAGACAACCUCACAAGCCAUGCCUCAGGCUCUCCCUCAUCGGCAGCGAUGUCAGCAUCAUCAAAGACAGCAUCAACGUCGUCAUGGAGGUCGUUGUCGUCUGUGGGCAAUGUAGCUAGUUCAGGAUGCAGUGUUUCCACGGAAACCCGUCCAUGGUUGUGUGCUCUAGUUCUAUAUGAAGCAGUAAGAAGAAGAUGCAGAGUAGAUGAUAGGAGUAGAGCCUUGACCGCUGUGAUGCAGACGAUGAAUACGGAUAAUCAACAUGAGCAACAAGUUUGUGUGGGUUUGUUAGAAUGUGCGAUUGCUGAGGAGGCCUGGAACGUAUUGAUUGGGAGGAAAAGUCAACAAAAAGGGUGCUCUGUGCUCAUUACCCAACAUGUACCUCUUUUGAUCCAACUUGUACACAGUCCGUCAGUUUUGCAACACAGUGUAGUCUCAAGUUCUGUAGUCCAACUCUAUCCUCUCAUCGUAAUGCGGAGUUUUCUUCCAAUCCGAAGUGAGAUGCAAUCAUUGCUAUCCCAGCAUCCUAGGUUAAUAGAAGUCUUGCUAGAGACCCACAAUGCACUGGGUGAGCUGUACUGCCGAUCUGGAGGGGAGCCCCUUCAACCAACCAGGGGUCUCAGAAGAAGCUUCAAACCAGACAAGGAUGAGGUUUUGUCCACCGAUCUGAUGCUAGCAUGCUCUAGAUUUCUGCAGUCUUGUGUCUCAGUAUGUCCCGUGGCAAACCUGAGAAGAAUCAGGGCCGAGGUAAUGACUUCAUGCGAUGAUGAACUCCAGGCAGCCGUAAGACGAUAUACCCUUGACAGGAGGUGAAGAUUAUCAAGUGAUUCUGUGAAGAUCAUCUCAAGUUCCUUCAUUCUUGGACCUCGGGGUUGUUCCGUAGUAAGAGUGAGAAGAAUAAGAGCCGAGGUUACGGCUUCGUGCGAUGAUGAAAUCCAGGUAACCAUUAGACGAUAUACCCUUGACAGAACAUGAAGAUUGUCAAGUGAUUCUGUUAAGAUAAUCUCAAGUUCCUUCGUUCUUGGACUUCGGGAUGUUAUGGUAGUAAGAGUGAGAAGAAUAAGAGCCAAGGUUAUGGCUUCCUGCGAUUAUAAACUUCAGGCAGCUAUUCGAUGAUAUACCCUGGACAGGAGGUAAAGAUUAUCAGGUGUUUCUGCAAGUUCCUUCAUUCUUGGACCUCGGGGGUGUUCCGUAGUAAACCUGAGAAGAAUUAGGGCCGAGGUUAUGGCUUCAUGCGAGUGAUGAUGAGCUUGGGUGACGAUUAUCGAGGAAAGUUUUCAGCAAUUUUGGACCUCAGCAUGCCCCACAGAAACUUGAGAUGAAUCAGGGAUGUGAUAGUGCCAGUAUACAGUAGAGAAAGGGUAACAGUUAAAUUAUGUGCCAGGAAAAAUUGAGACAAUGCUCUGGUGAUGAUGUUCUCUAGCAAUUUGGGAAUAAUUAAUAAUAAUAAUUAUUAUUUCUAAUGCGCACUUUCUAAUGAAUCUUUACUCAAGGCGCUACAUAUUAAAUAAACAAAAACAUUGGAAAUAUUCACAGAAAUCAUCAAACAUAACAUUCAUAUGAGAUAAAAACAUGGAUUUCUCUAAUAUGAUUGUGAAAAAAGAUAAUAUUUGACACUUGAUUUGAAUGUCUUGAGAGUGUUCAUAUUUUUUGUAGUACUUGGCAGUCUAUUCCACAUAAAUGGGGCCACAUAGCUAAAAGCCUGACCUCCAUAAUGCUUGGUCCGGCUAUGCGGAAUCACAAGUGUGGUAGAUGUGGAAGAUUGUAAAGAAUAGUGGCCCUGCUUCACGACAAGAAGAUCCUUGAUGUAAGUAGGUGCUGCGUCAUGAAGAGCUUUGAACAGUAAUGUCGGGAUCUUGUAUUCAAUUCUCCUCGACACAGGAAGCCAGUGGAAUUCUUUUAGGGUUGGAGUAAUAUGUUCGUAUUUGCCCACUCCUUUAAGAACUCGGGCAGCGUUGUUGAGUAUUCUUUGUAGUCUAGAGGCCGAAGAAUGUGGUACAUGGCCCUGGGAAGCAGGGGUGCUGAAGCAUCCAAGGUUUUUCAGGGGGUACUGCAUUUGUUAUAUGUACCAUAGGCAUAUACCUUUCCAAAAUCCCUUGGAUUAUCUUGGGAGGGAAAUUUUUUUUUUUUUUUUUUGCUUGUCAUUUUUUUUUUUUGGGGGGGGGAACAAAACCCCUAGCACCCUCUAUUUAAGAAUAAUUCCCAGGGCCCUGGUAGGGCAAGGCUUCAUGCUACUAUCAAGAAAGUAAUGCUUACAUGUAGAUGAUAUCCCCUACAUUGUGACCACCAUAGACAUGAGGAGAACACUCUAAAGUGCUGUAAGUCAGAUAUUUUCUGAACAGAAUACAGGUACAUGUCAUGAAACGUGGAAUUAAGAACUUGAAGCAUAAAUCAGACAAUGCACUUGUUUCAUGGAUAAACUUUAAAUGAGUAAUGGAAAGGGAUUUUCUGGCAAAUUUCUUUGAAAGACGAGGAAGUUUCUAUCCCUGGGCCUAAAAGAUGAUUAUAUUAAAUCACAUAUUUUGGACAAUCAGCACACACCUUUUAAUGAUGCUUGAAGGUUUGCAUGGUGGUAUGAACAAUCGCAGAAGAGGUUUACGGUUCACAAUGUGUAAAGUCCUGCAAGGACUGAGAUAAGAAAAGUGGAUUGAAAUGGAGGUGAUUUGGAAAGGCUAGAAAGUGGAAGUUUGAAGGUAGAGUAUUCUUUUCGAAAUGGGUGUAGUCCUAAAAGGACUGUAAACCAAGCAUGAAAAGCUGAAUAGUAAACAGACUUGAGUAAGGUGAGAGAAGACUGGCUUGAGUCAGCGAACAGAGUAGUAGUAGGUGCCAUGUUUCUGAUUUUUCAUCUUGUCUUUUUUCCAUAUGUUAAAGCCCUUUGUACUUACUAUUUAAUCCCACUGUUGCAGUGUGUGUGCUAAAUCUUUCAGUAGCACACGUUCAUCAUGGUAGUUGAUUAUGAUAAUUGAAAUAUCUUUGAUAUUUUCUGCCCUUAAAAUUUCAAAAUUUGGUACAAUAAAAAUGUCAGUUGUCAACAGUAA
Lytechinus pictus (painted urchin) is the source of this 6882-nucleotide messenger RNA. RefSeq names its product Fanconi anemia group A protein homolog. Lineage: Eukaryota; Metazoa; Echinodermata; Echinoidea; Temnopleuroida; Toxopneustidae. Gene Ontology annotation, biological process: interstrand cross-link repair. The transcript is spliced from 38 exons. The record is from RefSeq and is a predicted model, not a curated record. The coding region runs from base 128 to 4657 and encodes 1509 amino acids. Gene Ontology annotation, cellular component: Fanconi anaemia nuclear complex.